Molecule: messenger RNA, 3880 nt
Organism: Cicer arietinum (chickpea)
Lineage: Eukaryota; Viridiplantae; Streptophyta; Magnoliopsida; Fabales; Fabaceae
Product: cation/H(+) antiporter 14-like
Biological process (GO): regulation of pH; proton transmembrane transport
Cellular component (GO): membrane; endomembrane system
Molecular function (GO): antiporter activity
Source: RefSeq, a predicted model, not a curated record
ACACAUUUUUGGUCUUAGUGCCCAAACAACAGUCCCAAUACUUCCCUUUUCUUAAAGGGUUCCUUAAUUCACGUUAAGAAUCCACACGCGGUUCCAAAAAUAAUAUAUUUUUAUAUACAAUAAAUUUGAUCUUCCUUUUCCUCUUUCCAUUUUUGUUGAAGGCUUAAAAUCAUUUUGCAAGCGGCACCAAUUCACAUAUAUAUUAUUAUUAUCAUCAAUCAGAAUGACUAAUGUGGUGGAACUGAAAGUUGGUUUGCACUGUGACGACUGUAUCAAGAAAAUCCUCAAGGCCAUCAAAAAAAUUGAAGAUAUUGAAACGUAUAAUGUGGACAAAAAGCUGAACAAAGUGAUUAUUUCGGGCAACGUAACAACAGAACAAGUUAUGAGAGUCCUUCACAAAAUUGGAAAGAAUGCAAUUCCAUGGGAAGAUUCUUAAACAGUUAAACCCACACCUGAAUUUUAAUUUACCUAAUUACCUUCUCUAUAUAAUUUUAAUUUCUUUUCUCAAAUUAUAAACAUAUUGUACUAUGAAUCAUUUCAUUAUCACAUCUAUUAUGUAAUUCUUGUAGAUAAAUUAUCACCUCUCAACUGACAAUGCCCAUCUUAUUUAAAAUAGUAUAUUCAAUAUUUAAUUAAUCAAUUAAUUAACUCAAAAAUGUUUAAUUAAUUAAUACAAUCGUUUUGUGAAAUUUUUUGGUAGUGAUACAAUCUUUGUUCUGCAAUUUAUUAGGUUCAAUAUUUUUUUUUGAAAAAAGUUAUUAACAUAUAAUUGUCUGAAUAAUGUAAAAUAAAUUAUUAAUGGAGCAUAUUGUCUUUUUUGGAUUGCAACCAUGUUUGUUUAAUAAUAAUAAUAAUAAUAAUAAUAAUAAUAAUAAUAAUAAUAAUAAUAUGAGAAAUACUAAUAAGUGGCCUAAGAGUAAUUGUUAAGAAUCUAAAUAUACAAAUUUUGUACCAUCAAUUUUUAAUAAUAUUUAUGAAUGAUAAUACUGCAAAACAAGGUUACACUCACGUCAUUUAUAUAAGCAAAAAACAUUAACUAUGAUAACUGAUUAGUAUCUAUAGAGAUAUAUUAGUUUUCCAAUUUAUUUACUCAAUUUGGUGGAUUUGCUAAAAGGUCUCUAGUUAAUAUUGUUACUAUCCUCUGAAUCAAAGUUGUACAAAUAUAGAGUUUGCAAGAGAGUGAGUGACUUCUCUAACAAAUAACCUCACUUGAAGGUGAACCAUCAAAUAUGUCAUAUACCCAAAAUAUAAGGUUAGCCUCUUAUCCCUUCAUCUAGAAUUUUAGAACUUUAGAACACUCUUAUCUUUCUUCUUUCACAAGAAAUUAGUUUCAUUUUUCCAUCCUUCAAUAAUUGCUCCUUCAUAUAAUUAUAUAUUCAUCACAUAAAUAUGGAAAAUGCAUUAGGAAAUACUUCAAUAAUGUUAUGCUAUAAUCCACUUGAUACUACUCAUAAGAGUGUUUGGUCGUUAGGAAACCCACUUGGUUCCCCCACUUCUCUUCUCUUUUUUCAGAUCUCUUUGAUUACUAUAGUCACACAGUUCUUAUAUGCUUGUCUCAAACCACUAGGACAAACCUCCCUUGUAUCCCAGAUUCUUGGAGGAUUGGUAUUUGGUCCAUCACUUUUGGGGCACAAAAAGAUGCUGACAGAUAUCUUAUUCCCUUUGAAAGGCUCUCUAGUUCUUCAUACAAUGGCAAAUUUCUGCAUCAAUUUCUUCUUCUUCAUAUGUUGUGUGAAGAUGGACGCAACCACAGUCCUCAAGGCAGAAAAACAAGCCAUCACUAUUGGUGUUUCUGUAUUCUCAUUGACAUUUGGAGUCCCUCUUGGAUUAGCCUUUGCAUUGAAAACAUAUGUUUCCAUGGACAAGACUCUCUCAGAUUCUCUCCCAAUGAUAGCCAUCUCGCAAAGCUUAACCGUAUUCAUUAGCAUAUCAGUCCUUCUAUCAGAGCUUAAAAUCCUAAACACUGAUGUUGGCCGUCUAACCUUAUCGUCUGCAAUGUUCAGCGAUGUGAUUAGUUUCUCAAUGACAGUAGUUUUGUUUGCAGUAUUGCAAGGUAAAACUGUUAAUAUGUUGAAACUAGUAUGGAUCAUUUUAUCCAUAAUUGCACUUUUGGUUGUUAUCAUAUAUGUAAUGAGGCCGACUAUAGUAUGGAUUGUAAACCGGUUAAACGGAACGCCUAUCGACGAGUUUUGCAUGCUUUUCAUCUUUCUAUGUGUUCUUACUACCGCGCUCUUCAGUGAAUCCAUUGGCCAACAUUCUGCUAUGGGACCGAUAAUUUUAGGUCUGGCUGUUCCUGAAGGACCACCUUUAGGAACAAGUUUGAUAUCUAAAAUGGAGACAGUUGCUUGUGGAUUUUUGUAUCCAAUCUACCUUGCUGUCAGUGGAUUGCAGACUGAUGUAUUCAAAAUCAACAUUCGGUCUACUUGGAUUGUGACUAUCAUCGUCCUUGUCAGUUUCAUUGUGAAGAUUGGUGCUGUUAUGUUGCCAGGUUAUUAUUACAAUGUCCCCAUGAAAGAUUGUUUUGUGAUUGGGCUACUUCUGAAUGGAAGAGGUAUAGCUGAGCUCACCAUGUACAAUAUAUGGAAGGAAGACAAGAUACUAACAGAACAAGAGUUCUCUUUGAUGGUGGUGUCGAUUCUAGUGAUAAAUGCUACCAUAGCACCACUGAUAAAGUUCUUAUUUGAUCCUUCAGCCCAAUAUCAUUCCGGAAAAAAAUGUUCAAUACAACAUACAAAACGAGAUUCGGAGCUCCGAAUCAUGGUAUGCAUUUACAAAGAUGAAAACAUUCCAACAAUGCUCAACAUCUUAGAAGCAUCAUGUGCAAGCACAGAGAGCAAUGUUACAGCCAUAGCACUUCUCCUUGUAGAGCUACUUGGAAGAUCAAGGCCUAUUCUCGUCGCUCACCAACAGCACGGAACACUUCAAUCAACCCCAUGUAAUUCGACUCAACUCGACAAUGCAUUGAAGCAAUACGUAACACUAAAUGAAGGGUGUGCAUAUGUUCAAUCAUUCACAUCAAUCUCCGACUUCAACACAAUACACGACGAUGUUUGUCUAAUCUCCCUCGACAGAGGAGCCAACAUGAUUCUCAUGCCAUUCCACAAAAGAUGGGAGAUAGAUGGAACAGUUGAAAUAAACAACAGAGCAAUCCAAACGGUUAACAUUAAAGUCCUCGAAAGAGCGCCUUGUUCGGUCGGAAUUCUAAUCGACCGAGGCAUCUUAAGCUGUUCACCGUCACUUUUACUAGCUAAAGCACCAUACUAUGUUGCAGUUCUGUUCAUUGGUGGUGCAGAUGAUGCAGAAGCUUUAGCCUAUGCAAGUAGAAUGUCUAGACAUGAGUGUGUAAACGUAACAGUUGUUUGGUUCUUAGUGUUUGGUGAAGAGAAUUCAAAAGAUAGAAAACGUGACAGUGAUCUUGUAGAUGAAUAUAGAUACUACAAUGUUGGAAAUAAAAGGUUUGAGAUAAAUGAGGAAGUUGUGAAAGAUGCUAUAGAGUUAUCUUCUUGUAUAAGAAGAAGGAUUGAUUAUUUUGAUUUAGUUAUGGUGGGGAGGUGGCAUUCACAAUCUAUAUUGUUACAUGGACAUGAUCAAUGGAGUGAGUGUCCUGAGCUAGGUGUGAUUGGUGAUAUGUUAGCUUCACAGGAUUUUGUGACAAAAGCAUCUAUUUUGGUUGUGCAACAACAGAGAAUGGGAGUGAGAUUGGUUAAAAACAAUCUUAAUGUAAUGCCAAAUCAAAGGGAUCAACUGGCACAUGGUGUUUUAAUGGAUGAAACACGAACAACAUCUUGUACUAUUUCAGUAAAUACAUAGAUCUGUUUGUUUGAUAGUGUAAUUGUUUUUUAUAUAUUUUUUAAAUCAAUCUAUUUUAAUUUCCACUGUG